Molecule: messenger RNA, 1963 nt
Organism: Drosophila mojavensis
Lineage: Eukaryota; Metazoa; Arthropoda; Insecta; Diptera; Drosophilidae
Product: putative gustatory receptor 93b
Exons: 1
Coding region: 453-1604 (383 amino acids)
Biological process (GO): sensory perception of taste
Cellular component (GO): membrane
Source: RefSeq, a predicted model, not a curated record
AUGCCGUUUGAAUUAUAACGAAUUUCGAGUACGUCCUUUGGGUCUAUUCGAAGUAUCCAAUCAGCUGAUAUUGGUCUUUCUGUCCGCCUUAGCUACCUAUCUCACCUAUAUAAUACAGUAUGACAUGAAAUCAAAUCCUACUUGAAACGAAAUCUGCGAUUUAUUUGUCAUUAAUAAAACGUAUAUGUGUAAUUUAAUUCAACAUCAACGGACGUGAGAAGAUAUGAUAGAGAAUGUUAAAGCUGUAUAUCAAUUCUUCGCAGGGUGCAGGAUAUGUACUAGUCGAGCAGAAUUGAUCUCAAAUAUUACAAUUAGCCCAUAUGAUUACACUAUGAAAAGAAAACUAAUAAGAUAAUUAAAUUGAGAUAUAUAUCUAUAAGUCUCUUCAGUGUUAACCCUGAAGCAUUAGUAAAUAUUUAAAAUCGAUUUUGUAUUGCGACUACUGUUAGCUAAUGGGACUAGUCAUUAUUGGCUUAGUCAUGUUCGGAAGUCGUCGGUGGCAGUUUAACACCUCUUGGGUAUCUGUGUGCAUAUUAAGAGGUUCCUUGAAUUAUGCCACAGUUAUGGGAAUCAUUUGCUUCAGCGUUAAGAGCACUGGAAGUGGUGGUCGUCUGGUGGCCAAGAAUCGAAAGUGGUACAAGUGGGUCUGCCUGAUCUUAAGGAUUGUGAUGUGCGGCCAAUUUAUUCACAUAUAUAGUAGUUUAAUGUUUUUGUUCAAAGCAUCCCAUAUUAGGACAAUCCUAAUCAUGCGUGUAUUCAUAUAUGUGGUCUGUGGCGUCUACACCGCGGUGAUACAGUUUUGGUAUGGAGAUCGAGUGGUUGAUUUGGUCAACAGUUUCCUGAGGCUUUUUCAAAGGAUUCAUGCCCUUCGAGGAUCUGAGGAUGUUUGCUAUGGCAGUAAAUGGGUUCUGACUUUGCUGCUCUUAAAAGUGAUCGGCUUGAUGUAUGAGAGCUGCUACUUGAUUCCAGGGAGGAUAUCUGAUAUAAAUGCAGGUUAUCUGCUGACCACAAUUUGCGAAUUAUAUAAUACGGCCAAUGCAUCCGUAAUGUUGAAUGUUUACUUUGUGGCAUACCUCAGCAUUGGCAUAAUUUAUGGUCAGGUUAACAGUUAUAUACGACAAGAGCUCCGCCAGCAGCUAAACGAACUGAAGACCAUUAAUGGGACUCCAGCUAGUCGGAGGAAACUAAAAGCAGCUGCCCAGCGCCUAGAUGAGUGUCUGGAAAUUUACGACGAGAUUCCUCGAGUGGUCGACAGCUUUCACAGCUUAUUCGAGUUUCCACUUUGUGUUGUUCUAAUGUUUAAGUUUUUGAGCAUAGGAUCGAUUACGUUCUUCAUAAUGAAAAAUCUUGGGGGCGUAAGCUUAUGGUUCAUGGUUCUUAAGAUAUUAUUGGAUAUUUUAUUGCUGACCGUGGCGGUUCACAUUGCACGCAGCAAUUCCCGAGUUAUUCGGUGGCUGAGCGUGGAGAAUUACUACAUUACCAAUAACAAAGAUUGGCAUAUGAAGGUGAAUAUUAUGAUUGCAUCUCUGAAUAUAUGUAUGUCUAUGUUAAUGUUAACUGAACUGAUUCGUACUAUACGUUUUAUUAUAUGCUCCACACCUUAACUAUAUAUUCUAUUUUCUUUUCUGUUUUUGGAUCUGUUUUAGCUGGAAAUGUUCCUGAGCCGCCUCAAUUAUAAAGAAUUUCGAGUGCGUCCUUUGGGUUUAUUCGAGGUAUCCAACGAGCUGAUAUUGAUCUAUAUGUCCGGUCUGGUCACCUACCUCACCUACAUAAUACAGUACGACAUGCAGAGGGAAAAUCUUUAGAGCUUCGUCACGCUGUGGGCGCUUAUUAACAACCCUCUGAUUAUGAUAUGGUAAAAGGUACACCACUGCACACACCUGUCCUGCGGUCGCAUGUAAAAAUCCGUUGUCAGGACACCAACUCCAAUUUCCGCUUAACGUUUUUCUGUCUCACUUUUCCC